UUCCAGACUUGUCUCUUAUCAUUAGCAUUUUGACCAUAGGAAGAACAUUUUCAUGAAGAACACGCCUAUGGAGCCAAUGAUGCUUGUAACUAUGGCGACAUUGCGGUCUGAAAACAGCAGUGCUUCCCUGCCAUCAGAGUUUCCUAUCACUGCAGAAUGGGAGCUUGUCCGUGCCAUCAUUCCCCCGUACAUCUUCAUGCUGUGCCUGUUAGGCCUUCUCUUAAACAUCUUUGUCCUGUGUGUGUUCUUCGCCCACAAGGAUCGACUGACUGUAGCCGAGAUCUACCUGAGCAACCUGGUGCUGGCUGACUUUAUCCUCCUGUGUGCCCUCCCCUUCUGGGCAAUGAACAUCCUCAACAACUUUAACUGGCCGUACGGAGACACAUUAUGCAAACUGGUCAACUCCAUCAUCCUCAUCAAUUUCUACACUAGUAUCUUCACCCUGGUCAUGAUAAGUGUUGACCGUUACCUGGCCCUGGUAAAGACCAUGAAGGCCAGGUGGCUAAGACGAACACUUUAUGCCAAGGUGAUCUGCUUCCUCUUGUGGAUUUUAGCUCUUGCAUUUAGCAUUCCAACAAUGGUUCACAGAAAAGUGGCAUUUAUCCAGGAAAUCGGAACAAUCUCCUGUAUUUUGGAUUAUACUCCGGGCGUGUCUUGGAAGUUGGCCCAUCAGAUUUUGUUGAAUGUGGUCGGCUUUGUCCUGCCUGUCCUGGUUAUUGUUUUCAGCAGUGGGAACAUAAUCAAUGUUUUAGUUCAGAGAAAGGAAAGGAUUGCUUUUCAUGACAUUAAUGACACAAAGGCCACAUUACUUGUGUAUGCUGUCACACUACUAUUCUUACUGUGUUGGGGCCCCUUCCAGGUCUUCACAUUCCUCGACAUACUCUGUGAUGUCCAAGUGCUGGAUGAGAAGUUGUGGUUCCAUGCUCUCGAUAUAGGAACCCAGGUUUCAGUGUAUCUGGCUUUUCUCAACAGCACACUGAACCCACUGCUGUAUGUCUUCUCAGGGCAGUACUUUAGGAGGAAAGUCAGCACCAUCUACAGGAGGACCAGACAUUAUCGCAGAGGAUCGGAUAUGACAACAUAUCAACGCUCAGCUGUGUCCACUUACAUUAACAGGACCGAGAAAAUUAAGCCAGUUGUAAUCCUAAAUGCAUAGGGUUUGAUUACAUCUUCCACUUGCAUUGCUGAUUACGGGAAAAAUCUUUGCAGCAUACAGGAUAUGAGUCUCAAAUUGUCCUUUCAUGACACAGUUAAUGCUGUUAUAUGGUUAACUAGCACUUUUGUUGGAUGUAUAAUGCACAGAAGAGAUAAUGGCUGUAAUUUGCUAAAGAAAUACAAUGUUAUAAAGACACUUAUAUGUUGUUCUGAAGACAUGCAGUAUGUAUCUGAAGUCCUCCCCUUGUGCGGUAUGUGUCAUGACAUGUAAUCAAAACAGUUACUCGGUAAUGAUAAAAACAAGCAAGCUUUUCUCUAGGAUCAACAGUCAUCCCUCAAGAAUAUUUGUCUCCUGCGGGAAUAAUUCUAGUGGGAAUCUGUAACCUUUUCUCUUUGGAAGAUAAAUUAUUUCUGGAGGACAGCAACCACAUUUCUUAUCUUUGCUCACUUCCAAUGGUCUAACAUCAGUGUAUUUUAGAGAAGGAUGCCACGUUGUGUCAAUUUUCAGCCUCUAUGCAGAAAGCUAAUUCAAUAGCAACAUUAAUUAAGAAGUUAUUAAACACUUGUAAAACAAAUGAAAAGCGUAAUAAGGUUCUGUAUACAUGAACAAUGUACUUAAAAGUAAACACAAGCUACUGAAUCAACAUAAGUAUACAAUGAAUGAAAGGUGAAUGUAU
Eleginops maclovinus (Patagonian blennie) is the source of this 1832-nucleotide messenger RNA. It is a transcript of the gene bdkrb1, whose product is annotated as bradykinin receptor B1. Gene Ontology annotation, biological process: calcium-mediated signaling; immune response; response to mechanical stimulus. Gene Ontology annotation, molecular function: bradykinin receptor activity; C-C chemokine receptor activity; C-C chemokine binding. The record is from RefSeq and is a predicted model, not a curated record. The transcript is spliced from 2 exons. Bases 53 to 1156 code for a protein of 367 amino acids. NCBI's taxonomy places the organism in Eukaryota, Metazoa, Chordata, Actinopteri, Perciformes, Eleginopidae. Gene Ontology annotation, cellular component: membrane; external side of plasma membrane.